Messenger RNA from Trichosurus vulpecula (common brushtail), 702 nucleotides. RefSeq names its product 1,2-dihydroxy-3-keto-5-methylthiopentene dioxygenase-like. The record is from RefSeq and is a predicted model, not a curated record. Gene Ontology annotation, molecular function: acireductone dioxygenase [iron(II)-requiring] activity. NCBI's taxonomy places the organism in Eukaryota, Metazoa, Chordata, Mammalia, Diprotodontia, Phalangeridae.
AUGGUGGAGUCCUGGUACAUGGAUGACUCUGUGGAGGAUCAGAGGAAACCGCACAGAUCCGAGCCGAGCAUGGUCAGCCUGGAACAGCUGCAGUAGCUCGGUGUCUUUUACUGGAAACUGGACGCUGACAAGUAUGAGGAUGAUCCAGAGGCAGAGAAGAUCCGAAAAGAAAGAAACUACUGCUGGAUGGACAUAAUAACCAUUUGUAAGGACAAGCUGCCAAGUUAUGAAGAAAAGAUUAAGAUGUUUUAUGAAGAACAUUUACACCUUGAUGAUGAAAUUUGCUAUGUCCUGGAUGGAAGCGGAUACUUUGAUGUGAGAGAUAAAGAAGACAAGUGGAUCCACAUCUUCAUGGAGAAAGGAGACAUGAUAACACUUCCAGCUGGGAUUUAUCAUAGCUUCACCCUGGAUGAAACAAACUAUGUUAAGGCGAUGAGGCUGUUUGUUGGAGAACUGGUCUGGACAGCAUACAAUUGUCCAGCUGAUCAUUUUGAAAUUCAAGGACAGUAUUUGCAGUUUCUGACCCAAAGAGCAUAGUGGUGCUCCCCGGAGACUGACAUACUACUUGGAAAUGGGCCAAACAUGAUAAUUAAGCAAAUUGUUAAUAGUUUCUCCUUUUCUUCCACAUCAAGGACUUGAUUUUGAGUUAUUUCCUUUUCAAGAUUGUCUUAUUUAAGAAGGGAAAAGUCAUUAAUAUAACAU